Messenger RNA from Staurois parvus, 402 nucleotides. Lineage: Eukaryota; Metazoa; Chordata; Amphibia; Anura; Ranidae. The record is from the annotation of a GenBank genome assembly.
GACACCAUAGUGAUAAUCGCAUUGGCGGUGGUUAUAGUGAGCACUUUAAUAUUCGUGAUUAAAUCAUUGGGAACAGAAGCAGAGAAGGCACCGGUCACCCUCCUGGAUCCUAACACCAAGUACCCUCUUCCUCUUAUUGAAAAACAGGAAAUCAGUCAUGACACUAAGAAAUUCAGAUUUGGUCUACCAUCAUCUGAGCACAUUUUGGGACUUCCUAUAGGUCAGCACAUCUACCUCUCAGCUAAAGUCAAUGGCAGCUUGGUGGUUCGAGCAUACACCCCGGUGUCUAGUGAUGAGGUGAAAGGUCACAUUGAUCUGGUUAUAAAGGUUUAUUACAAAAAUGUGAACCCCAAAUUCCCAGACGGAGGAAAAAUGUCCCAGUACUUGGACAGCUUGAAAAUA